AUGGAUGGCUUCGUGCAGGUCGCUGAGUUGGCAGAUCCCCCCGUGAAGCUCGUGAUUGGCCCGGUGGAUGGGAACGACACCUUGUGUAUGGUCAGCAAUGCGGACAGCUCCCGGCAAGUGCCCAAGAACAUCGUCAUGCUUUGGGUCGGCGACGGCAAGCUGCAGAAGUCGCAGGGGGAGCCGACACCAGGGUCAUUGGUAUACCCUGAUUCCAGAACUCAGAAGGGCAUGUGCCUAGAUUUUGAGUCCAAAACGUUUUCCACGCUCAAAGAUCUUGCACGCAAGCACAAUGUCAGUGACAUUCUUGGCUUCCGUUCGUUCCCGCCCGGCGCCCCUGGAGACUUGGCUCCUGACAGCACGACUUGGGUCAUGGAGAGCGUCAAUCCUCUGAUCCCGCGGCUUAAGCUGGCUUCGGAUGCCAUCGAUCAUAUGG
Molecule: messenger RNA, 433 nt
Organism: Symbiodinium sp. CCMP2592
Lineage: Eukaryota; Dinophyceae; Suessiales; Symbiodiniaceae
Source: the annotation of a GenBank genome assembly